Messenger RNA from Melampsora larici-populina 98AG31, 213 nucleotides. RefSeq lists its product as uncharacterized. The coding region runs from base 1 to 213 and encodes 70 amino acids. The transcript has a single exon. Gene Ontology annotation, molecular function: DNA binding. The record is from RefSeq and is a predicted model, not a curated record. Gene Ontology annotation, biological process: DNA recombination; DNA integration. Lineage: Eukaryota; Fungi; Basidiomycota; Pucciniomycetes; Pucciniales; Melampsoraceae.
AUGCAAAUCUGGCAUUCGAACGGCGAUUUCGGGAUUUUGGGUCACUCCUUCCGUGUAGGAGGAGCGUCACUGAGAGCAGCUCUGGGCAUUCCUCACAGCGCAAUUAAGACGCUUGGACGGUGGACGUCAGCUUGCUAUGCGCUGUAUCUCAGGGAUUAUUCAUCCGAAGACAUGGCGGAAACAUGCCGUUUACUCGAAGUUUUGAAUGGGUAG